CCAGCCAGGGCUGGCUCCAAAGCUAGCUUUCCUUACUAGGUUGUUUGCCACAUGAAAAGCAAAUUCCCAAAGGUUUCUGAGAUUGCUGAGAUCCGAUGCAAGAUGACUGCUCCCACCCACCGGCCCACCCACCCACUAAUAAGACAUUAUGCCAUCCUAUUUUUGGUAACAAUUAAAGGGCUCCCGGUGCAAGCAGAAAGCUGUUUAUUUUCUGUUACAUCACUUCGCUUUGCCUUCGAAGGCUGGUCUGUGCUCAGUGUUUUCGUGGUGAUGCAAGUCCGCUCUCUCCUCGAGCAGUUGGAUCCCUCCCAUCUCGCAGCACCUCACAGGUCUCUUCCCCGAGCAGUGCAUCGCUGGAGCGAGGAGCAGCUCACGAAUCAGCUGCAGGUCCCUGUUUUGAAAAGCAGAGAGACAGAGGCAGAGGAAAAGGGUGGACUCUUAUGUGACCUGGUCUUAAAGCAAGACAAUCACCAUCUGAAUUCCAGAAGCCCUGUUCAUGUUUGGGGAUAUUUUUUCGACUGCAUGGAAUCAGAGAGAAGCCAAAGGAUGGGAAAUGCCUGCAUCCCCCUGAAAAGAAUUGCUUAUUGCCUAUGUCUCUUAUCUGCGCUUUUGCUGACUGAGGGGAAGAAACCAGCGAAGCCAAAAUGCCCUGCCGUGUGUACUUGUACCAAAGAUAAUGCUUUAUGUGAGAAUGCCAGAUCCAUUCCACGCACCGUUCCUCCUGACGUUAUCUCAUUAUCCUUUGUGAGAUCUGGUUUUACUGAAAUCUCAGAAGGGAGUUUUUUAUUCACACCAUCGCUGCAGCUCUUGUUAUUCACAUCGAACUCAUUUGAUGUGAUCAGUGAUGAUGCUUUUAUUGGUCUCCCACAUCUAGAGUAUUUAUUCAUAGAAAACAACAACAUCAAGUCCAUUUCAAGACAUACUUUCCGGGGACUAAAGUCUUUAAUUCACCUGAGCCUUGCAAAUAACAACCUCCAGACUCUCCCAAAAGACAUUUUCAAAGGCCUGGAUUCUUUAACAAAUGUGGACCUGAGAGGUAAUUCAUUUAAUUGUGACUGUAAACUGAAGUGGCUGGUGGAAUGGCUAGGCCACACCAACGCAACUGUUGAAGACAUCUACUGUGAAGGCCCUCCAGAAUACAAGAAGCGCAAAAUCAAUAGUCUCUCCUCCAAGGAUUUUGAUUGCAUCAUUACAGAGUUUGCAAAGUUUCAAGACCUGCCUUUUCAAUCACUGUCCAUAGACACUUUUUCUUACAUGAACGAUGAGUAUGUAGUCAUCGCUCAGCCUUUCACUGGAAAGUGCAUUUUCCUUGAAUGGGACCAUGUAGAAAAGACCUUCCGGAAUUAUGACAACAUUACAGGCACGUCCACUGUAGUGUGCAAGCCUAUAGUCAUUGAAACUCAGCUCUAUGUUAUUGUGGCCCAGCUGUUCGGCGGCUCUCACAUCUAUAAGAGAGACAGUUUUGCAAAUAAAUUCAUAAAAAUCCAGGAUAUUGAAAUUCUCAAAAUCCGAAAACCCAAUGACAUUGAAACAUUCAAGAUUGAAAACAACUGGUACUUUGUUGUUGCUGACAGUUCAAAAGCUGGUUUUACUACCAUUUAUAAAUGGAACGGAAAUGGAUUCUACUCCCAUCAAUCUUUACAUGCAUGGUACAGGGAUACUGAUGUGGAAUAUCUAGAAAUAGCCAGAACACCUCAGACACUCAGAACGCCUCAUUUAAUCCUGUCCAGUAGUUCCCAGCGUCCUGUAAUUUAUCAGUGGAACAAAGCAAUACAAUUAUUUACUAACCAAACUGACAUCCCUAACAUGGAAGAUGUAUAUGCCGUUAAGCACUUCUCAGUGAAAGGCGACGUGUACAUUUGCUUGACAAGAUUCAUUGGUGAUUCCAAAGUAAUGAAAUGGGGAGGCUCCUCAUUUCAGGAUAUUCAGAGGAUGCCAUCGCGAGGAUCCAUGGUGUUCCAGCCUCUUCAGAUAAAUAACUAUCAAUACGCAAUUCUUGGAAGUGAUUAUUCCUUUACUCAAGUGUAUAACUGGGAUGCAGAGAAAGCCAAAUUUGUAAAAUUUCAGGAAUUGAAUGUUCAGGCACCAAGAUCAUUCACGCAUGUGUCCAUUAAUAAGCGUAAUUUUCUCUUUGCUUCCAGUUUUAAGGGAAACACACAGAUUUACAAACAUGUCAUAGUUGACUUAAGCGCAUGACACAUGAAAUCCUGUGGCUGCCAUCAGAAACUUUCUGCAGUACAUGAUCCGGAUGAACUCAAUGCAUGAUGACUCUUCUUAUCACACUUGCAAAUGAAUGCCUUUCAAACACUGAGGCUGCUAGAACCAAGCACUACCCGUAAUCUCCACCCUUUCCUGUCCAGUCCAGUGGUGUGGGAAGUUACCUUUUAUAAGACAAAAUUGAAUUGUGUAACUGUUCUUUGCAGUGAAGAUGUGUAAAUAAGCGUUUAAUGGUAUCUGUUACUCCAAAAAGAAAUAUGAAUAUGUACUUUUCCAUUUAUUUAUUCAUGUGUUCAGAAACAACUGCCAAAUAAAAUGUUUACAUUUUCUUUCA
Messenger RNA from Globicephala melas (long-finned pilot whale), 2551 nucleotides. It is a transcript of the gene LGI1, whose product is annotated as leucine rich glioma inactivated 1. NCBI's taxonomy places the organism in Eukaryota, Metazoa, Chordata, Mammalia, Artiodactyla, Delphinidae. Gene Ontology annotation, molecular function: protein binding. The record is from RefSeq and is a predicted model, not a curated record.